UUCUCUCCUCCCCUCUUACUCGUGGCUCCCUGACUCUCUACAUUCUGCUCCAGCUCCGCCGUGCUGCUUGUGUUUUUUUCUUUCUCCAGUCUUGACUGAACCAGCCAGGGAAGAUGUCCUCCAACCCGUACCCAGGAGCAGGGUCUGGACCCGGGGCCAAACCCAAACUCCAGUCCCCCUUCAGGAAGAGGGGUAGCCUGCAAUACUCAACCAGCCCAGUUGACCCCCGUGGUGCCCGCCACCUCCUGACUUCCCAGCAUUCUUUGCCAGGGAUCCCCGUGGCGCUGAAACAAACCAUUGACCUACGCACCUCCAUGGACGGCAAGUACAAGGAGAUCGCGGAGGAGCUGUUCUCUCGCAGCAUAGCAGUGCAGGAUAUGCUCAGCGCCCCCUAUGAGUUCCCUGAAGACAGUCCAAUAGAACAGCUGGAGGAGAGACGACAACGACUAGAGAGACAGAUCAGCCAGGAUGUCAAGUUUGAGCCAGAUAUCCUUCUCCGAGCCAAACAGGAGUUCAUGAAGACUGACAGCGCUACUGACCUAGAAUACCUGAAGGAGCAGAGCCAGGCAUUCAUGGACCUGUACCCCAAGGAGAAAGACCGAGAAGGAGAGAAGGAGUACCAGCGGGUCUCCAUCUCUGGAGAGGAGAAAUGUGGGGUUCCCUUCACAGACCUGCUAGAUGCUGCGAAGUGUGUGGUGAAGGCCUUGUUCAUCAGGGAGAAGUACAUUGGCCUGUCCAUGCAGAGUUUCUGUCGGACCACAGCCAGCUACCUGGAGGAGCUCAGUGACAGACCUCUAGAUAUGGGCAUCUACGAGGAGAUCCCGGAGACCUCUGUUACUGCAGACCUAGACCAGACGGUCCACCCUCCUGUCUCCGCCACUCACCCCUAUGAGAACCAAGACACUUCCUGUAUGCCUCCUGACAUAGGCUACGGCUGCAACAUGGUAAACGGUGUCGUCCAUAUCUACACUAAGAAGGACACCAUGGAGAAGAGCACAGAGUUGGAGCUUCCUUAUCCAGACCUACAGGAGUACAUCGCUGACAUGAAUGUCAUGAUGGCUCUCAUCAUCAACGGACCUGUGAAGUCAUUCUGUUACCGUCGGUUACAGUACCUGAGUUCUAAGUUCCAGAUGCACAUCCUGCUGAAUGAGAUGAAGGAGCUGGCAGCUCAGAAGAAAGUCCCUCAUAGAGACUUCUACAACAUACGCAAGGUGGACACCCACAUCCACGCCUCGUCCUGUAUGAACCAGAAACACCUGCUGAGGUUCAUCAAGAGGGCCAUGAAGAAGUAUCCAGGGGAGAUAGUCCAUGUGGAGAGAGACAAGGGACAGACGCUCAUGGAGGUGUUCGAAACCAUGAACCUCACAGCCUUCGACCUGAGUGUGGACACACUGGACAUGCACGCUGACCGCAACACUUUCCAUCGCUUUGACAAGUUCAACGCCAAAUACAACCCCAUCGGGGAGUCCAUCCUGAGAGAGAUCUUCAUCAAAACAGACAACCAUGUAGAGGGGAAAUACUUUGGACACAUCAUCAAGGAGGUGAUGGCUGAUCUGGAGGAGAGUAAAUACCAGAACGUGGAGCUGCGUCUGUCCAUCUACGGCCGCUGCAGGGACGAGUGGGACAAGCUGGCCCAGUGGGCCGUCAAACACCAAGUCUACUCUAACAACGUACGCUGGCUGGUGCAGGUCCCACGACUCUUUGAUGUGUACCACACCAAGAAGCAGCUGGGUAACUUCCAGGAGCUGCUGGAGAACAUCUUCAUGCCUCUGUUUGAGGUCACCGUCGACCCCGCCAGACACCGUGAGCUGCACCUCUUCCUACAACAUGUGGUGGGCUUCGACAGUGUGGACGAUGAGUCUAAACCGGAGCAUCACUGCUUCAACAUGGAGAGUCCUCUGCCAGCCGACUGGACAGAAGAAGACAACCCUCCUUACGCAUACUACCUGUACUAUAUGUAUGCUAACAUGACCGUGCUCAACCACCUGCGCAGGCAGAGAGGUUUCAACACCCUGGUGUUGCGUCCUCACUGUGGGGAGGCGGGGCCUAUCCAUCACCUGGUGUCAGGUUUCAUGCUGUCAGAAAACAUCUCCCACGGACUGCUGCUCAGGAAGGCCCCCGUCCUGCAGUACCUCUACUACCUGGCUCAGAUCGGCAUCGCCAUGUCUCCUCUCAGCAACAACAGUCUGUUCCUCAGCUACCACCGGAACCCCCUGCCUGAGUAUCUGUCCAGGGGACUCAUGGUCUCGCUGUCCACUGACGACCCUCUGCAGUUCCACUUCACUAAGGAGCCCCUGAUGGAGGAAUACAGCAUCGCUGCUCAGGUGUGGAAGCUCAGCUCCUGUGACAUGUGUGAGCUGGCCAGGAACAGUGUUCUGAUGAGCGGCUUCUCCCAUAAGGUGAAGAGUUACUGGCUGGGCCCUCACUACAUCAAGGAGGGGCAGGAGGGAAACGACAUCCGACGCACCAACGUCCCUGACAUCCGUGUGGAGUACCGCUAUGAGACCAUGUGUGAAGAGCUUAACCUCAUCACCCAGGCCAUCCACACAGAGGAGCUGGAGGCCAUCCACACAGAGGAGCUGGAGACCAUCCACACAGAGGAGCUGGAGACCAUCCACACAGAGGAGCUGGAGGCCAUCCACACAGAGGAGAUCCACACAGAGGAGCUGGAGGCCAUACACACAGAGGAGCUGGAGGCCAUCUACACAGAGGAGAUACACACAGAGGAGCUGGAGGCCAUCCACACAGAGGAGAUCCACACAGAGGAGGUGUAGGCCAUGCUGUGUAUGGGGCCUGUGUAGGGGAGAGAGGAGGGAGGAGGACCAGGGAAGAGGAGGGAGGAGGACCAGGGAAGAGGAGGGAGGAGGA
Coregonus clupeaformis (lake whitefish) is the source of this 2868-nucleotide messenger RNA. RefSeq names its product AMP deaminase 2-like. Gene Ontology annotation, cellular component: cytosol. The coding region runs from base 114 to 2774 and encodes 886 amino acids. Gene Ontology annotation, molecular function: AMP deaminase activity. Lineage: Eukaryota; Metazoa; Chordata; Actinopteri; Salmoniformes; Salmonidae. The record is from RefSeq and is a predicted model, not a curated record. Gene Ontology annotation, biological process: AMP metabolic process; IMP salvage. The transcript has 18 exons.